GCGUCCCAUCAGAACAAUCAAAGUCCGUUCGCGUCUUCGGUGUUUCGGCCGUAUCUCGAGAAAUGCGGCAAUCAUUUGGUUUCAUUGAAUUUGUCUGAAAACACAAUGCCUUCAUUUCACUCAUGCAUUUCAGCGAUUAUGGAAUUUUGUCCAAAUCUGCAACUGUUGGACAUCUCUAAUGUCGAGUCUCUCUCGAAGACGGCGUCGAUAUCUGUUGAGAAGCUGCAGACAUCGUGUCCUCAUUUACGGAUCUUAAGGGCGGCUAACAUUACAUUUACGGUCUCGACGUCGGGUUCGCAAACGGAUGGCUUUGUAUCGCUAGAAGAGCUGAGUAUUCCCUUCAAGUCUGACUUCUCGACGGCAAUCAUACAGAACGCACACACAGACAAUGUAUUGGAACAGCUGACCAAAAACGCCGAGAACCUCAAGCUGUUGGACAUUCGCGGCGCCCGCUAUUUGUCGCACAGGGCUCUCGUCAAGAUUCCCGCCUGGAAUAUACAGCACCUGUCGGUCAGCAACUGUCCCAAACUCAACACCGAACACCUCGAGAUGGCUUUCACUAAG
Messenger RNA from Oppiella nova, 564 nucleotides. Lineage: Eukaryota; Metazoa; Arthropoda; Arachnida; Sarcoptiformes; Oppiidae. The record is from the annotation of a GenBank genome assembly.